This is a messenger RNA of Rubroshorea leprosula, 794 nucleotides long. Lineage: Eukaryota; Viridiplantae; Streptophyta; Magnoliopsida; Malvales; Dipterocarpaceae. The record is from the annotation of a GenBank genome assembly.
GGGAAUUUCAGUCUACGAUACGAAGACCAAAAGAGACCCUCCAUUCUCCAACCUUCAACUUCGACAAUGGCGGAGCAACUCACGGAGGAGCAGAUCGCCGAGUUCAAGGAGGCGUUUAGCCUCUUCGACAAGGACGGCGACGGCUGCAUCACUACCAAAGAGUUGGGGACAGUGAUGAGAUCCCUUGGACAAAAUCCUACUGAAGCUGAACUGCAAGAUAUGAUAAGUGAGGUUGAUGCUGAUCAAAAUGGAACUAUUGACUUCCCUGAGUUUCUAAAUUUGAUGGCACGCAAAAUGAAGGAUACUGAUUCAGAGGAGGAACUGAAAGAAGCUUUCAAGGUUUUUGAUAAGGAUCAGAACGGAUUUAUUUCUGCUGCAGAGCUUCGGCAUGUUAUGACAAAUCUUGGAGAAAAAUUGACAGAUGAAGAAGUGGAUGAAAUGAUACGAGAAGCUGAUUUGGAUGGUGAUGGUCAAGUGAACUAUGAGGAGUUUGUCAGAAUGAUGCUGGCCAAGUGANACUAUGAGGAGUUUGUCAGAAUGAUGCUGGCCAAGUGAUGUGAGCCAUCAACCAAUGAUAGUAAUCCGGUUUCUUCUGUUUCUACUGGUUAAGUUUGUUUCCAUUAAAUGUCAUGGGUAGAUUAAUGAAGAUGUUAAAUAUGAAUCUGACUUCUGGUUUUUCUAGUACCUAGUUAUGACUUAGUUAAGGUUCAGUAGCAGCAUUCUGUCAUGAAUUGUGUUUUGGGGAGAUAUGAGAUGGCUGUCAUGCUUGGCUCUUUAGGCUUUCACACUAUCUA